This is a messenger RNA of Micropterus dolomieu (smallmouth bass), 1665 nucleotides long. Its product is annotated as phosphatidylinositol 3-kinase regulatory subunit gamma-like. Gene Ontology annotation, biological process: insulin receptor signaling pathway; phosphatidylinositol phosphate biosynthetic process. Gene Ontology annotation, cellular component: phosphatidylinositol 3-kinase complex. Gene Ontology annotation, molecular function: 1-phosphatidylinositol-3-kinase regulator activity. NCBI's taxonomy places the organism in Eukaryota, Metazoa, Chordata, Actinopteri, Centrarchiformes, Centrarchidae. Bases 1 to 1665 code for a protein of 554 amino acids. The record is from RefSeq and is a predicted model, not a curated record. The transcript is spliced from 11 exons.
AUGGCAGAAGAGGGUUUCCAGCUCAGAGCUUUCGACAGCAAAAACCGCACAGGGGACGACGAGCACCUGCCAGCUGAUUUCCCAACGUCAUCACUAGCAUCUCUCCAUCUCAGGGAGGAGGCUGUGUUCAUCAACGAGAGCACCGACCAUAUGGUGAAUAAUCCUGAGCCCCAUUCUUUAUUUCCUGAGAUGAUGUCAUCACUGCUUAACCAAUCACAACAGCAGACAGACAUAUCCCCUGCAACUAGGCCUGAGCCUUCACCAGUAGUUCAAGAGUUUUUGGAGCCUGAGAUGGGCCAAAACGACAGCGAGGCGCAGUCACACACCCUGAUGGCGUUCAUGCAGGAGCUUUCCUCCCCUGUUGAUCAUGAUGAUGCGUUUCCUGCCUUAAGAACCAACACUGCCAAGGAAGGAGAACCCAAGAACAACAUAACCAAAGCGAUGGCAGCAUGCGACUCCAGCACUGAUGGCAACCACCUGUCUGAUGCAGAGUGGUACUGGGGAAAUAUCUCGAGAGAGGAAGUAAACGAGAUGAUGAGAAACACCCCUGAUGGCACAUUCCUGGUCCGAAAUGCUUCUAGUAAGGUUAAGGGGGAAUACACUCUCACACUAAGAAAAGAUGGCUCCAACAGACUGAUAAAGAUCUUUCAUCAUGGGGGAAAGUACGGCUUUUCUGAGCCACUGGCCUUUCCCUCUAUGGUGGACUUGAUCCAGUAUUACCAGAACAAGUCUCUGGCCCAGUACAACGCUAAACUGGACACACGGCUACUCUACCCCAUAUCCAGGUACCAGCAGCAGCAGGUUGUCAUGGAAGUUGACAUUGAUGCAGUUGGAGAACAGCUGAGGAUAUUUCAGGAUCAAUACAAAGAGAAGAGCAAAGAGUAUGACCGCCUGUAUGAGAAGUUUAACCAAACCUCCCAGGAAUUGCAAAGCAAGCGGACAGCCAUAGAGGCUUUCAGUGAAAUCAUUCGGAUCUUUGAAGAGGAGUGUGAAACUCAAGAACGCUACAGCAAGGAAUACAUCGACAUGUUCCUCACAUUAGACAGCAGUACAGAGACUGACAAGAUUCAAAGCAAUUCAGAUGAGCUGCAGUCAGGGGUGGAGGAGAUCCACAGCAGCAAGAAGAAGUUGGAGGAGGAGCUGAAGAGGAAGGCGCUGGCUCACAUGGAGGUGGACAGGAAAAUGAAUAGCCUGAAGCCUGACCUUGUCCAGCUCAGGAAGAUCAGAGAUCAAUACCUGCUCUGGCUCACCCAGCAAGGCACGAGACAGACCCAGAUUAAUGACUGGCUGGGUAUCAAGAAUGAAGAAGAAGACCCGUACACCCUGGCAGACGAUACACACCAGGAGGAGAGGACCUGGUACGUUGGUGGUAUGAGACGAAAGGAGGCAGAGGAGCUGCUGAGGGGGAGGAGGGACGGGACCUUCCUAAUCAGAGACAGUCAGACUCAGAGAGGCUCUUUUGCCUGCUCUGUUGUUGUGGAUGGGGAUGUGAAGCACUGUGUGAUCUACAGGACGUCCACGGGGUAUGGCUUCGCUGAGCCCUACAACCUGUACUCAUCGCUGAGAGAGCUGGUCCUCCACUAUCGACACACGUCCCUGAUCCAGCACAACCAGCAGCUGAAUGUAACUCUGGCCUGGCCCGCUCUCAGCCAGCAGCCCAGCUGA